Molecule: messenger RNA, 819 nt
Organism: Thecamonas trahens ATCC 50062
Lineage: Eukaryota; Apusomonadida; Apusomonadidae
Product: mannose 6-Phosphate Receptor
Exons: 3
Coding region: 1-819 (272 amino acids)
Cellular component (GO): trans-Golgi network
Source: RefSeq, a predicted model, not a curated record
AUGCGCAUGGUCAUUGUGGCAGCCGCGCUUCUCGGCAUGCUCCUCGUCCAGGUGGCGUACGGAGGCAAGUGUGACACAUAUGUCAACAGCAAUGGGUACACAUUCCCGCUCUCCAAGCUUAAGAACGAAGCACCGAUUAUCUGGAAGUAUAACGAGCCAUCGCCGCCGCCGCCGCCUGCCAACAACGGUCCGCCGCCGCCGCCGGCCACCGAGUACACGGCGACCUUUAUGAUCUGCAACGUUGUGGACAAGUGCCCGUCGAGUCACUCGCUGACACCCAACCCUCAACCGGCUGCUUGCCAGUCGUGGGUUGAUGAGGGAUCGGAGAAGUACCGGAUCAUGGGCCAGCUGCAAUACACCUCCAUUACUGAUGGCCCGCUCGAGGACAAGUCGGUGGUGGUGACCUACGAGAAUGGUGACCCGUGCUCCACCGGUGUCAACCGCACCAUCGAGAUCACUCUCCUUUGCGACCCGGAACACUCCGGCGAGCUGCCCAAGAUCGUGUUUGAUGGCGAGGCUGAGCACUGCAUCUACCGCUUUACCCUCUCGUCGAACAAGCUCGGCUACUGCCCGACGACGUACAACCCGUCUGCCCCGCCGAGCUCGCCAUCCAAGCACAAGGGCCCGUCCGGCGGUACCAUCCUCCUCAUUGUUGCGGUCGUCUUUGCCUUUGUCUACCUUGUGGGUGGCUGCGUUUACAAGCGCGUCGUCGUCGGCGCCGUCGGCCUGGAGAUGAUCCCCAACGUCGACUUUUGGCGCUCGCUCCCCGGCCUCGUCCUCGAUGGCUUCAACUUUUCGCUGCGAAGGAAGAGCGAGUAA